Molecule: messenger RNA, 6972 nt
Organism: Anguilla anguilla (European eel)
Lineage: Eukaryota; Metazoa; Chordata; Actinopteri; Anguilliformes; Anguillidae
Product: sodium channel protein type 4 subunit alpha B-like
Exons: 25
Coding region: 147-5474 (1775 amino acids)
Biological process (GO): neuronal action potential; membrane depolarization during action potential; sodium ion transmembrane transport
Cellular component (GO): voltage-gated sodium channel complex; axon; plasma membrane
Molecular function (GO): voltage-gated sodium channel activity; calcium ion binding
Source: RefSeq, a predicted model, not a curated record
ACUGGCAGGGCUCUCUGCAUUUUCAUCACAGUCUGAGGGGCUGUUCCUCUUUAAAGGAGUAAUGGACAGAGGAGGGGGCCUUCAAAGUGCAGCGGAGGGUGAACUGAGUGAAGCUCUCUUGUCCAGUACAGUGGUGUCCUGCGGUCAUGCGUCCCAAAAGCAAAUCCUUGCUGGACCUGUGGGUCGAGAACCGGGAGGCACCAGCGAAGGAUGCCGAGGACCUUUCGACGCGUCUUCGCAAGCUGUCACUCCUGAGAGACCGUGACCUGGUCACAUCUAUCGCACGGCAGAAUGUCAAGAUGGCCGGCCUGGUCCCUCCCACAGGGACCGACGUGUUUCGCCGCUUCACCCCGGAGUCGCUGGCGGAGAUCGAGAAGCUGGCUGAGAAAAAUGUGCAGACGGAGGGGACGAAGAACGCAGAGGUGGCCAAGGAGGACCUGCCCAAGCCCAGCAGUGACCUGGAGGCGGGCAAGAACCUGCCGUUCAUCUACGGAGACCCGCCACCCGAGCUGCUCAACGUUCCCCUGGAGGACCUGGAUCCUUUCUACAAAGCACAGAAAACCUUUAUUGUCAUCAACAAAGGGAAUACAAUCUUCAGGUUUAAUGCUGAACCUGCCUGCUAUCUUCUGAGCCCUUUCAACAUUCUUAGAAGAGGAGCCAUCAGAGUCCACAUACAUUCAAUUUUUCGUGUGUUCAUCAUGCUAACUAUUGUGUUACACACUCUGUGGCUGUCAGUCUCCUAUCCCCCAGCUUGGUUAGAAAGACAUGCAGAGUAUGUAUUUACUGGUAUUUUUACCUUUGAGGCAGUACUCAAAGUGCUGUCUCGAGGCUUCUGUGUGGGCCACUUUACAUACCUGCAUGAUCCAUGGAACUGGCUGGAUUUCCUUCUGAUUACAAUGGCGUACGCCAACGAAUUCAUCGGCCUGCCCAAUCUCGCUGCCCUCCGGAUGUUCCGCGUGCUUCAAACACUGGAAAGCCCUGCUCUGAAAAUCUUCACGGGGGCCCUGAUCCAGUCGGCGAAAAAGCUGGCUGGCGUGAUGUUCUUCAUCAUCUUCUGCCUCAGUGUCCUCGCCCUCAUUGCGUUGCAGCUCUUCAUGGGCAGCCUGCGCCAGAAGUGCAUCAUGUGGUCUAUAAAUGAGACAAAUGAGUCCAGUUAUGCCACUUCCCCCUCCCUCUACCCUACGGAUGGCCCCGACUCAUUCGACUUCGAUGUCUACAUGAACAACCAAGAGAACUACUACUAUUUUCCUGGACACUUGGACGCUCUUCUUUGUGGAAACAGCUCUGCUGCUGGAAAAUGCCCAGAGGGCUACGUGUGUAUGAAGGCUGGACGAAACCCAAACUAUGGCUACACAAGCUACGAUAACUUCGGCUUGGCUUUCCUGGCUGUCUUCCGUCUUAUGACACGGGACUUCUGGGAGAAUCUGUUUCAGCUGACAAUGCGCGCAGCGGGACAGUCCUUCAUGCCCCUCUUUGCCGUCGCCAUCUUGGUCGGCUUCUAUCUCAUCAACCUCGUCUUGGCCGUGGUGGCCAUGGCGUACGCGGAGCAGAACGCAGCUGCCAUUUCGGAGGCCCGGGAAAACGAAAAGGAGUACCAGAGGAUUCUGAGGCAGCUGAAGAAGCGGGAGGCGCAGGGAAUGGAGAAGAAGAAUGAGAAAGAGGAGAUGUCCAGUACAAGGCCCAGUUUGCUUGAACUGGACAAACCAAGCCUGCGUAAAAGAGCCUCUCGUGAGGUUAGUGGGGCCAGCAAAGAGAUCAAAGAGCUUGAGGAGACCAAGAGACCACCGGGGUGCUACAAGUGUGCCAGCAUUUUCCUGAAAUGGGACUGUUGUGGUCCGUGGAUCGUCUUUAAAAAAUGGGUGCACUUUGUGGUGAUGGACCCAUUCAUGGACUUAUUCAUCACCAUCUGCGUAAUCAUCAACACUGUGUUCAUGGCUUUGGAGUGUUACCCCAUGUCGCCGGAGCACGAGGAACUUCUGAGUUUUGGAAACCUGGUUUUCACUUUCAUCUUCGCUGCUGAGAUGGUCGUCAAAAUCAUUGCCAUGGACCCAUACUAUUAUUUCCAGGUUGGGUGGAACAUUUUCGACAGCAUUAUUGCCACUCUGAGCCUGCUGGAGCUGGGUCUGGCUGAUGUUGAGGGCCUGUCUGUGCUCAGGUCAUUCCGUUUGCUGCGUAUCUUUAGGCUGGGGGAGUCGUGGCCUGCCUUCAAUAUGCUCAUAAAAAUCAUGAGGAACUCGGUGGGUGCCCUUGGCAAGGUCACCCUGGUGCUGGCCGUAACGGUCACAACCUUCGCCAUGGUGGGCGUGCAGCUGUUCGGUAAGAGCUACAGGGACUGCGUGUGCAAGAUCGCCCAGGACUGCGAGCUGCCGCGCUGGCACAUGCACGACUUUUUCCACUCCUUCAUGCUGGUCUUCCGCAUCCUCUGUGGGGAGUGGAUUGAGACCAUGUGGGACUGCAUGGAGGUGGCUGGCCCGGCCAUGUGCGUAGUUUUCUACAUCACGGUCCUGGUCAUCGGUAAUCUGGUGGUGGUUAACCUGUUCAUGGCCCUGCUGUGGAACUCUUUCCGUGGGAACUAUCCGGCCAUGUACAGCGAGGCCAGAAAUAUGGUGAACAUGCAGAUUGCCAUGAAGAGGAUCAGCAGGGGCUUCGCCUGGGUCAAAGCCUUCAUCAUCAGGCCAACGAAUAGUCCGCUGGGAAUGAAGCUGAAGGCGGGAAAGGAUGGAGACAGAGACGAAGGCGACGCCAAGAAGGAAAACCUCGCCCUGGAGCAUGUGGGCAUCGACUGCUCCCUUGCCGUGCCCAUUGCCAAGGCAGAGUUGGACUUGGAUGAUGAAAAUGAUACCGAUGCACUCAAAAACGGGAAUGCAGAGAAAUCCCCACAGUGCAGCGCUGUGGACCGCAAACCAGAGGAGGUGGCCAUUGCAACAGAAAAGGACGGUCCACAGGACUGCUUCACCAAAGGAUGCAUCAGGCGUUGCCCGUGGCUGAAGGUGGACAUCACGCAGGGCCGUGGGAAGACGUGGUGGAACUUCAGGAGGACGUGCUUCGUCAUUGUGGAGCACAGCUGCUUCCAGGCUUUCAUCACCUUUGUCAUCCUGGUCAGCUGUGGAGCUCUGGCUUUUGAGGAUAUGUACCUUGAGCAGCGUAAAGUUUUAAGCAUCAUCCUGGCAUAUGCUGAGCUAGUCUUCACUAGCGUGUUCAUUCUUGAAAUGCUCCUAAAAUGGUUGGCAUAUGGUUUCAAGACCUACUUCACCAGUGCCUGGUGUUGGCUGGAAUUCCUUAUUGUAAAUGUUUCUCUCCUAAGCAUGAUGGUUACUCUGGGCUUCCCCGUGUUUGGAUCUGUCAAUGUUUUGAGAGCUCUCAGGAUCCCAUCCAGAAUUGAGGGGACGAGGGUUGUGCUGAACACUCUUGUUGGGGCCAUUCCCUCCCUCUUCAACGUUGUCCUGGCCUGCAUCACUUUAUGGCUCAUCUUCAGUAUCAUGGGAGUCAACCUGUUUGCUGGGAAGUUCUACUAUUGCAUGAACACCACCAGCGAGGAGAUGUUCCACGCAUUUGACAUCAACAACCACACAGAGUGCUCCAAUUUAAUCUUCAUGAACUUCACUGGAGUAACUUGGGAGAAUAGGAUGGUGAACUUCGACAGCGUUCCCAUGGGCUACCUCUCUCUCCUGCAAGUGGGAACGAAUAAAGGCUGGUUGGACAUCAUAUAUGCAGCAAUGGAUGCACGUUCAGUCGAAGAUCAGCCUGUGUAUGAAGAAAACCUCUACAUAUACCUCUACUUUGUCUUCUUCAUUUUUGGGUCCAUCUUCACCUUAUGUUUUUUCCUCGGUGCUUAUAUUGACUACUAUAACCAGCAAAAAAAAAAGUUAGGAGGGCAGGAUCUCUUCAUGACAGAGGGACAGAGAAAGUACUGGAUGAAAGAACUGGACUCUAAAGAACAGAGGUCCAUUCCCAGACCUCAGAACUGUCUCCAAGGCCUGGCAUUUGACUUCGUCACAAAGCCAUUCAUUGAAAUCUUCAUGAUGGUUCUGCUUUGCAUCUACAUGGUGAUCUUGAUGACGGAGACUGACGAUCAAAGUCUGGAAAUGGAGAUUUUCCAGUACUUUGGCACUCUGGUCUAUGUCCUGAUCUUAAUCAUCGAGUGUGCCCUCAAAAUAUUUGCACUCAGACAAUAUUUCUUCAACGUAGGAUGGAAUAUCUUUGAUUUUGUGGUGGUCAUUCUCUCCAUACUGAGUGUUGUGCUGGCGGACCUCAUAGAGAAGUACUUUGUGUCGCCUACACUUUUCCGUAUAAUGAGAGUGGCCAGAAUUGGCUGUAUCCUGCGUCUCAUCAGGGGAUUAGAGGGCAUCAACAAGCUUCUAAGGGCUCUGAUGAUGUCACUUCCUGCCAUCUUUAAUUUUGUCCUGCUCCUCUUCAUAAAUAUGUUCAUCUUCUCCAUCAUCGGCAUGUCACUGUUUGCUCAUGUGAAGAAAAUGCAUGGAAUGAAUGACAUGACAAACUUUGAGACAUUCGGCAACAGCAUGUUGUCCAUGUUUCAGACCACAACAUUAGCAGGCUGGGAUGGACUUCUCCUUCCCAUUCUGCACAGUGGGUCUCCGGACUGCGACCCUUAUUUUGAGAAUCCAGGCACUAGCGUGAGGGGAAACUGUGCCAGCCCCACCCUAGGCAUCAUCUUCUUCUGCAGCUACAUCAUAAUUUCCCUUCUAAUUGUGGUCAACAUGUACAUCGCCAUCAUCCUAGAGAACUUCAAAGUGACUACCAAGGAGAGUGCCGACCCGCUGUGCGAGGACGACUUUGAGAUGUUCUAUGAGACUUGGGAGAAGUUUGACCCGGAUGCCACCCAGUAUGUGGACUAUAGCCAGCUGUCGGAUUUCUGUGAUGCAUUGAAGGACCCUCUGAGGAUCCCCAAGCCCAACACCAUUAAGCUGAUCACAAUGGACCUACCCAUAGCCCCCGGUGACAAGAUCCACUGCCGGGACAUCCUGAUGGCUCUAACCACAGAGGUGCUGGGUGAUUCGGGGGAGAUGGACUCCCUAAAGACCAGCAUAGAGGAGAAGUUCAUGAUGAAAAACCCUUCCAAGCUGGCCUACGAGCCCAUCACCACCACCUUGAGGCGCAAACAGGAGGAGGUGGCCGCCAGCAUCAUCCAGCGAGCCUGCCGCAAGCACCUACCAAAGUUUUGUGAGAAGAUGGCUAAGGCAAAGGAGGACAAGGAGCAGCCAGAGAAAGAGAGAAUGACUGCCAAACCGAUCAAUUCCCUCUACGGCAGUCAGGCAGCUAAGGAGGACCUAGCGACCAUGGAAGCCCAACCCUUAAUGGGCUCUGUGGAUAGCCAGCCUGAGGCAGACCCAAAGGACAUUCAGUCCAGUGGAGCCCCAGUACACGUCAUGACCAAGGUGAUUCUGCGUUCUGCCACAUCCUCCAUCCCCCAACCCACCGUACCUGCAAGCAACUCGACAGACUCUGACAUUUAAAACCAAAAUCAAGAAUAAUGCAUCUUGGUCUUCCAGUUAGAAGAGCUGUUGACAUCCUUGUCAAGACUGGUCAUUCCUCCCAGCGCUGGAUUUCCUUUGUUAUGAUUUGUGUAGUUAAGGAGAGGAGGAAGGCGCUAAGUCUCCACAGUAUGGCUAACCCUCCGGAACAGGACAAUCUGAAGUACUUGACAGGGAUUUUAAAUUUCCUGUAACUAAUAUAACACAGCCAAAGAUGUCAAUAAAAAGUAAUGAAGCAGGGUUUAUUUUUAAGAAUGAAUGAAUGAAGACGAUCCAUUGAUGUUGUGAUGUAUCUUUUUCUGAGGCAAUCCGUUAAAGGCUGCUUUUUCUCUAGUUAUCAGCCCCAUUGGGGUGAUAACUAGAGAAAUCAGCCCCAAUUUCUCUAAUGGAUGUGUAUAUGUCUUUGUUUCCUCCAAAAGAGGAUGCCAAAUCGGGUGUAAAUAUCAGCACCUGUACCUUUCAUAGAGACAGAUGGUAUUUCCAUUUAUUCAGCAAUUUGAGUGAUUUGCAGUACUGUAUGAAAGGGGAAAACUAAAGCAUAGCAUAUGUAUGUGAACAACAUUUUUCAUAAAAUGAUUUUCAUACCUUUCCUAAUGAACUUAUUAAAAGGCACAAUGGUUAGUUAUGUCCAUUUAAGAAAUAUAACAAAAAUGCUCCUCAAAAUAUUUCUUUAAAUAUUUAGUGGGUUUUCUUAAAAAUGUAAUUGUCAUCACAAAGUUCUAUACAUUCCAUAUGUAUGUAUAAAUUCAGGUUACUGAUUAUUGUCACUGUAAUGUAAUGUGUCACACUGUUCGAUUAGACACUGUACGUUUCAGUGUAUGAUAUGAUGCACAUAUAAUGUCAUACAAAAAACAUUUAUCUCAAAUAAAAACAAGCAUUCCUGUAAGAAUUAAUUAGCAAUUUUCAUAAAAUAGUCAUGCCUAAACAAAAUAAGCCUGCUUGCAUUUUAUGUACUUUGUAUGCAUAUAUAUGUUUAUAUAAUUAUCUUGCAUAUAAAUCAUGUAAUAUUCUUUCUUUAUUACAAACAGGAUCUUAAAGUCACUAGCCUGUAAGAGUAUAGUAAAUCUAAAACACUAUUUGCCUCAGUUUGCAUUUGCAUUAAAACAAGUAAAAACAAUCUCAUGACACAAUUACCUGUAUGCAUUAUUAUUAAUAAAAUAUCAAGUAUCCAUUUGGAUGGGUUUGGUUUUAUACUCAUGCAAUUUUUAUCUAGCUGAUACAACUUUUAUUUGAUGCUGAACAUUUUAAGUUCUCCAGAUUAAAUGGGACAAUGGCUAUUGAACUUUUUCUUGUUUGAAUGUGAUAUUCCAUCUAUAUUUUAGUUUUAUAUCAUUACUAAUUAACAAAUAUGUCACCCUUGUGGUUUCUUUCUUUCAAACAAUUCUUUUUUUACCACUCUGAGGCCUUUUUUCAUGACUAUUAUUAUGUUCAUGUUAUGUGAUUAUGAAUCUGUUAACAUUCAAAUAAAUGGAUUCUUUUU